GUUGGAGUUGUUGGACAUCGGACUGGGGAGCCGCGCGCACGCACGCUGCUGCACGGCUGCACACUUGACUACUUCUAUCAAGCUGGUGUUCGUGGAAUAUCAUUCUAGCGCUAAAAAUAUAUGUUUUCUUGUGGCUAUAAAUGUAGUCUUUCCAUUCAAUUCACGGACAAACACGUUUGGAUUCGUACGCCGCUGUAAAUAUGUUGGAUACAUUAUAAAGCCUGCUAUUUUUUUUCCAAGCACAGCGGACAUAAGAAGGAUCCCCAUCAUGGAUGCUAAACUGGCUGCAAUGAACCCAUCAAAUGCCAAAGCCGUGCUGCUGGCGUGCGUGACUCUGCUGUUCUCCCUCCACCUGUGGCGCCGGCUCCGGGGCCGGCGGUCGAGCUCCGGCCCGCCCGGUCCGCUCGCAUGGCCGUUCGUCGGCAACGCGCCGCAAAUGGGCAACGCGCCGCACCUGUAUUUUGCGCGCAUGGCGAAGAAAUACGGCAACGUGUUCCAGAUCAAACUGGGCGCUCGGACCGUGGUGGUGCUGAACGGGGACUCCAUCAAGCAGGCGCUGGUGAAGCAGGGACUUGAAUUCGCCGGCAGACCGGACUUCACGUCCUUCAAGUACAUCUCCGGCGGAGACAGCCUCGCGUUCGGCACCGCCACGGACUGGUGGAAGAUGCACCGCAGGGUGGCCCAGUCCACCGUGCGCAUGUUCUCCACGGGCAACGCCAGGACCAAAAAGGCGUUUGAGCACCACGUCCUCUGCGAGGUCAAGGAGCUGCUGCAGCUGUUUGUGCACAAGACGAAGGAGCACCAGUACUUCCAGCCCAUGACGAACCUCGUGGUGUCCACGGCCAACAUCAUGAGCGCGGUGUGCUUCGGGAAACGGUACUCCAAUGACGACGAGGAGUUUCUGCAGGUGGUGGGCAGGAACGAUCAAUUCACCAAGACGGUGGGGGCCGGGAGCAUCGUGGACGUGAUGCCCUGGCUCCAGUACUUCCCCAACCCCAUCAAAACCAUGUUUGAGGACUUCAAGCAGCUCAACUUGGAGUUUACCGCGUUCAUUCGAGAUAAAGUGGUGGAGCACAGAAAAAUGUUUCAGUCGAGCGCCAUCGGAGACAUGACGGAUGCCUUCAUCCAGGCGAUGGACCAACUGAGAGACAAAUCGGGGAACCCGUCAAGGAAGGACUACGUGACUCCCACAAUAGGGGACAUAUUUGGAGCGAGUCAAGACACCCUGUCCACUGCACUGCAGUGGAUCAUCCUCUUGCUUGUCAAGUUCCCCGAGAUGCAGGCGCGUCUCCAGCUGGAGGUGGACAAGGUGGUGGACCGCAGCCGGCUGCCUUCCAUCGAGGACCAGCAGGAUCUGCCUUACGUCAUGGCAUUCAUCUACGAGGUUAUGCGCUUCACCAGCUUCGUGCCGCUCACCAUCCCCCACUCCACCACCGUGGACACCUCCAUCAUGGGCUACAGCAUCCCCAAGAACACUGUCGUUUUUGUCAACCAGCGGUCCAUCAACCACGACCCGGCCCUGUGGGUCCGUCCGGAGACCUUCGACCCCCAGCGCUUCCUGAGCCAGGACGGAGAGCUGAACAAGGACCUGGUCAGCAGCGUGCUCAUUUUCUCCCAGGGCAAGCGGCGGUGCAUCGGCGAGGAGCUGUCCAAGCUGCAGCUGUUCCUCUUCACCACCCUUUUAGCCCACCAGUGUCACAUCACCGUGGACCCGGCCAGGCCGGUCAAACUGGACUUCAACUAUGGCCUGACUCUGAAACCGCACGCGUAUUCCAUAGCAGUGACUCUGCGUGAUGAUCUGAGGCUGCUGGCGGCGGCUACGGGUCAGGCUGUCUCCGAGGAGGUGACGAAGCCCGCCACUCAAUAAGCUCACAGACAGAAAAAAAAAUACUGUAAUAAUAAAAUGAACAUUUUUGCUGUGAAAUCAACAGAAACUAUAUCAACAGAAAGCUUUUCAAUGUGGGCGCCAUUUUAGACAUGUUGUUCUCAACGAUGGUUGGUACGUCAAACGAGAUGUGUUUUGAGAUUUGAACGGUUGAAAGGUUGAACAACCAAAAAAAAAGAAAUUUAUUAAACAAAAGUAAUAUGUCGGACUCGCAACCGAAGUAGUGAUUCUGUGUGAAACAGGCAAAUAAGCUCAGCCCUUUAGUCCGAUGUCUACUAACAUAAAAUGGCAUUAGUAUAUAUAGUGUAAUAGCUUAGUUACUCAGGAAUAAGGCCUAUGAAAUAAGUCUAAUUGUAUUUUAAAUGGACGACUUUUCAUGGAAAACAUUCUCAAAGGCAAAGUAGCCACCAGACCUACUUGUAUUUGAGAACUGCUGUCUAAGUAUGAAACGACUAAUAUCCCAUUACUGUUAUUUAGCCAUGCCUUUCUUUUUGUUACAAUAAUGUUUUUUGUGUAAGUUUAAAUGUUGUAGAAUGCUGCUAUUUAAAAAACCCUUUUAACUCAUUGUAUUUCCAUUCUCAAGAUGCCAGUAACCCCGUGCCUUCUUCUUCUUCUUCUUCUUUUUAUUUACAGACAUAUUCCUGCUGUCAGGUAUGGACACUGGGAGUGUAUAUUGAAUUUAUUUUUAUAGAUGUAAACGCUGCUUCAGCACGAGAGACUAAUGCACUGAGAGUGAGGACUUGCAUUUGAUGGCCUCCCGCCGAAGAGUAUUGGAAUAAUGUAAUACAGAUGCAUUUUUGAAAAUAUAAUCUUAGUGAGAUUAAUGGCAUAGUUCAUUGUGUAAGAUACAGUGUGUAAUGAAUUGCAUCAGUUGUGUUUCCCUUUUUUCUUAAUAAACCAAAAUUAUACACUGUU
Molecule: messenger RNA, 2800 nt
Organism: Gasterosteus aculeatus aculeatus (three-spined stickleback)
Lineage: Eukaryota; Metazoa; Chordata; Actinopteri; Perciformes; Gasterosteidae
Gene: cyp1b1
Product: cytochrome P450, family 1, subfamily B, polypeptide 1
Biological process (GO): hormone biosynthetic process; progesterone metabolic process
Molecular function (GO): heme binding; steroid 17-alpha-monooxygenase activity; iron ion binding
Source: RefSeq, a predicted model, not a curated record